GGAGCGACGUCAACAACAGGCAACUCUCGCCUCCUUUGCUCGCGGUCUCUCAUAUUGCCGGCGAUGCUUCGGCUGCUGCUGGUGCUGCUCGCUGCGGUCGUCGUCGCCUCGGCUCAAAGAUACACAAACACCACAACUGCCGCACCGCACGUGGACGACGACGACUCCCUGAGAUGGCAAAACUUGAGCAAUCUGCAAAUAUUAGACGCACUUCUGAAGAAAUAUGACAGACGGGCGACGCCAACCAACAACCUCGGCAUCCCCACGGAAGUUCAGUGCGACAUUUACAUCCGCAGCUUUGGCUCCAUCAACCCCUCGACCAUGGAUUACCAGGUCGAUCUGUACCUGCAACAGACUUGGGUCGACUCGCGCCUCAAAAAUAAGCAUCUGACAAGAGCCAUGGACUUGAAUGAUCCCAACCUUGUGCAGCGGAUUUGGAAGCCUGAGGUUUUCUUCGCUAAUGCCAAGCACGCCGAGUUCCAGUAUGUGACUGUUCCUAACGUCCUUAUCAGAGUCGCGCCAGAUGGGAAAAUCCUCUACAUGUUAAGGCUGAAACUGACAUUCUCCUGCAUGAUGGAUCUCUACAAGUUCCCUCUGGACGAUCAAAUUUGCUCAAUGGAGAUCGCUUCCUUUUCGAAAACAACCUCGGAAUUGGUUCUCAAGUGGGACGAGACUUCACCAGUUCGCAUGUACCAGGGCCUGAAGCUGCCGCAAUUCAGAAUCAGAAGCGUUAAAGCGUCGCACUGCAAAGAGGAGUUUCACAUCGGCGAGUACAGCUGCCUUGUGGCCGAGUUCCACAUGCAGAGGGCUAUCGGCUACCACCUGGUCCAGAGCUACCUGCCCUCCAUCCUGGUCGUGGUCAUCUCGUGGGUUUCGUUUUGGCUCGACGUCGAGGCCAUCCCAGCCCGGGUCACCCUCGGGGUCACCACGCUGCUCACCAUUUCAUCCAAGGCCAGCGGCAUCCAGGCUGGCCUUCCACAGGUGUCGUACGUGAAGGCGAUGGACGUGUGGAUGGGCAUGUGCACCACAUUCGUUUUCUCGGCCCUGCUGGAAUUUACCCUGGUGAAUUAUUUAUGGCGCAGGGGAGACAGUUCACCGCUUCUUAAGCAGGACUCGCCGCCAUUAGGCACCAAAGUGGUCUACCAGCCGCAGAACGACUCGGCCAAUGAUAAGCACUCGGACAACGACGCUUGCUACAGUGUUACUGCAGCAGAGGAAAGUCAGCAGAAUUCGUGCGGCGAGGAGCGGCCGUUGCCGAAGAAAAGCGUCAAGGGCAAGGCGAGCAAGUACAUGGCCAAGAAAAUCGACCAAGUGUGCAGAGUCGGUUUUCCCUUCAUGUUCUUGGUAUUCAACAUCUGCUACUGGCUUUACUACUUAGCCGUGUGUGAUUAAACUGCAAAUCGACGCCGUCAGAAAAGUACGCGACAAGGAGAAUUAAUUUUGCGCGAAGGCAGUAAAAAAAUAGCUGAAACUUUUCAAAACGCAGGAUCAGCUGUGCUGACCUGAAAAUCUUAAUGACACCUUUCUACACAGUAGAUUUUAAACCUAAAACGUAUAAUCUCUCCGAAAACUGUUUGUGUACUUGUGUAGCGAGAAGAAAAAAAAAUAAUUGUUUCAAAAGGAGAAAUUAUUCAGAGAGAAAAUACUCAUGUGUAAACUCAAUCAAAAGCAGUGAAUUCUCCUUUUUGUUUGAAUUUCAUGUUAAGUAGAAAUUAAUGGACUUGCAAAUUGUAAUCGUUUUUUUUUUUCAAUUAAAUAAUUAACUUUUUCAAGUAUUUUAUCCCAUAUUUUUAAAAUUUGUUACUAUUAAACUUGACACCUAAUUUUAUAAUUGAUUUGCCUUUAAUAAAAUAUUAUUCAGCAAAUACAAUGGAUAUUCAAAAUCAGAUUACUUGUUUAGCCGGCUUGAACCUGGCCAUUAUUUCAGUUGCAGAUAAUAACAUAACUCCUAUAAUAUAUUGCUAAAUUUUAUCAAAAAAUAUUUAUUGCAAUUUCUUUCCUUUGAGAUAUAAAAUUUUUGUUUUCAAUUUCAGACUAUUGUAAAAAAUUAACCAAGCCGACAAUGGAUGCAAUAAUUUUCAAUCAAUCAAAAUUUGCAAGUCUAAAGAUGUAUUAAUUCUGACCAUUUUAUGUAAUUUGAACAAAAAUGUGGCAAAGCUUGAAGGAAGCUUAAAAUUUUUUGAAAUUUUAAUGGCAACUGUUCCAAAACUGAGAAAGAUCUCUUAAAACCUACUUUUUAAUGUUGACGAUGACUAAGUAAGGGUCGAAGAAAUUCAGAAGAACGGAAUUAGUUCGUCUAAUUAGUUCUGAAAUAUGCUUGAAGUUUUUUAAAUAACACCUGCUCAUGGAAUUCAAGAAUACAUGUUGAUUUGUGGAGAAUAGAAAUGUAUGUGUGUGUUAGUAGAGAUUGACUAAUAGAGAUUUUUAUACAAGUGAAAAAUUCUGGAAUCGUUGGGAUUUAAAAAGCGAAAUUUUCAAGUAGCUUUAAAAACAGGAUGUGCUGCGAAAUGAAAAAGAUUUAUGAAACCGCAGGCGAAAAGUGGAUGUACAAAAAUCGUCAUAUAUGUGUUGGGAUAAACUAACUUCCCAGUUGAUAA
This is a messenger RNA of Neocloeon triangulifer, 2597 nucleotides long. RefSeq names its product glycine receptor subunit alpha-2-like. The record is from RefSeq and is a predicted model, not a curated record. Gene Ontology annotation, molecular function: extracellular ligand-gated monoatomic ion channel activity; neurotransmitter receptor activity; transmembrane signaling receptor activity. Gene Ontology annotation, biological process: nervous system process; chemical synaptic transmission; regulation of membrane potential. NCBI's taxonomy places the organism in Eukaryota, Metazoa, Arthropoda, Insecta, Ephemeroptera, Baetidae. Gene Ontology annotation, cellular component: neuron projection; synapse; membrane. The transcript is spliced from 11 exons. Bases 64 to 1392 code for a protein of 442 amino acids.